Ipomoea nil (Japanese morning glory) is the source of this 3294-nucleotide messenger RNA. RefSeq names its product probable receptor-like protein kinase At1g30570. Gene Ontology annotation, molecular function: ATP binding; transmembrane receptor protein tyrosine kinase activity. Gene Ontology annotation, biological process: protein autophosphorylation. The record is from RefSeq and is a predicted model, not a curated record. Gene Ontology annotation, cellular component: plasma membrane; plasmodesma. The coding region runs from base 594 to 3110 and encodes 838 amino acids. The transcript is spliced from 2 exons. NCBI's taxonomy places the organism in Eukaryota, Viridiplantae, Streptophyta, Magnoliopsida, Solanales, Convolvulaceae.
UUAAAUGAGCUUUAAAAUCGUGUUUACAGAGAAGCAAUGGCUGUUAUAAUGCAGUUGCAACAAAUGUACAACUACUAAACCCAUAAUAAAGAAAGUGAGUUUAUUAUUCAUUUUUGUUUUCCAGUCUGUUUGAAAUUUGAAGCAGCCAAAACCCUCCACUCCCACUUUCUCUUAUUCUUUCUUUGGAAAAGACCCUUUUUCCAGGUAGAUUUCUCUUGAGAGAUUCUCAGCCUCAUUGUCUCUGGGUCACUUGCUUUUCUUGCCAUCUUUGUGAUAUUUCCGUAUAUAUACAUACAUAUAUUUUAUUGUUUCAGAUCUGAUUACUGUUUGCUCAUUUGUUCAAGAAAGGCCAUUUUUUGAAGUACCAUUCUUGGUGGGUUUUGCUAAUAUUGUAUGUUUGUAUGCUUUAAGGUAACUUUCAUGCCCUUUCCUUCAAUUUGAGAUCUCUUCAACCCAUUGAUUGACAUUUGGCAAUACAAUUUGAGAUUUUAGGGUUUUCAGUUUGGAUUUUUCUUGAGUUACUGAUUUUGAAGCUGCACUUGAAAUCUUUUGAUUGGUUGAGGAAAUAAGAAAGUUGUGGUUACUGGUUAGCAAUGGAAGUCCAGGGCUUGGGGCUCUUGGGCCUAGUUAUUUUCUUGAUGUUUCUUGGUUUUGCCAAGAAUGGGGAAGCUCAGGGGAAACCAUUUUUGAUAAAUUGUGGCACAAAUUCCAGUUUAAUUGUGGAUGGUAACAAAUGGGUGGGUGAUUUAGCCUCUGGAAACAAUGUAACUCUCAGUUCUUCUGGUAUCGAGGCCUCCACUGCCUCGAUCAAUGGCGAUCUGGAUUAUGCCGAGCUCUACAGAACUGCCCGAUUCUUUUCUGAGAGCCUUAACUACACGGUCCAAGGAGUUGCGGGGAACGUGUUCCUUAGACUCCAUUUCUGCCCAUUUGUGUUUGAGAGCUACAAUGUGAACGAGUCUUACUUUUCUGUUGAGGCGAACGGGUUGAAAUUAGUCUCCAAGUUCAAUGUUCCCGGUGAAAUUCUGCAGAAGAAUUCGUACAUUUCAGGGAGAAACUCUAGCUUCGUGUCCUUAGUAAAGGAGUAUUUCGUGGCUGUUGAAACGAAUCUCGUUGUCCUUGACUUCGUCCCGGAGAAAGGGUCCUUCGGUUUUGUCAAUGCCAUCGAGAUCAUCCCCGUCGUUGAUAAGCUUUUCGUGGACUCUGUUAGCAAAGUGGGCGGGAACGGUGCCAAAGCUUCUUUGAGUUUGAGCAAGCGAGGGGUCGAGACUAUGUAUCGGUUAAACGUCGGUGGCUCAACGAUCAAACCUCAUCAAGAUUCAAUUUUUAGGAGAAUGUGGGAAGAAGAUUCGAGCUUUAUGAUCAACCCGGAUGCUGGAUCAGAAGCCCGAAACAAAUCGAAUGUUACCUAUGCCUCCCCAAAUGACACCUCCAUAGCUCCCCUUCUUGUCUAUGAGGUAGCAAGAACUCUGACCAACCCAGAAGUCAUGGAGAAGCGGUUCAAUAUGUCGUGGAAAUUCGAAGUGGAUCCCGAUUUCGAUUAUUUGGUCCGUUUACAUUUCUGCGAGCUAGAAUAUGAUAAACCGAGCCAGCGUAUCUUCAGAGUCUACAUAAAUAACAAAACAGCAGCAGACAAUGUCGAUAUUUUCGUACGAGCGGGAGGAAUGAACAAGGCGUACCAUGAGGAUUACUUUGACGUGAUGCCCUCGAAAAGCAAGAGCCUUUGGGUACAAUUGGGUCCCGACACAUCAACCGGUUCCCCUGGUACAGAUGCUAUAUUGAACGGGUUGGAGAUCUUCAAGCUGAGUCGCAAUAACAAUCUUGCUUAUAUACAAGACUAUAAGGAUCUUGAAGGCAAACGAAAGUCCAAAACCAUGAUUCUUUGGUUAGGAAUCGGAGCAGGGAUUGUGUCCAUUUUGGCUCUCACGGGUCUAGCUAUGAUGGUUAUUUGUUUGUGUAAAAAGAAGAGAAGCAAAGAAGGAGAUACCAAGAAGAGUUCCCCGGGAUGGCGUCCUUUAUUCCUUCACGGAUCGAUAGUGGGUAGCAAUGCUAAUGUGAAGGGAACAACCGGAAACCAAAACUGGACUCUUGGAACCAUAAGAACUGGAAGGCGGUUUACGCUAGCAGAUAUCAAAGCAGCAACGAACAACUUCGACGAGAGUUUGGUGAUCGGAGUGGGUGGAUUUGGGAAAGUAUACCGAGGAGAUAUUGAUGAUGGUAUCUUAGCAGCAAUUAAGCGAUCCAAUCCACAAUCCCAGCAAGGUCUAACGGAAUUCGAGACCGAGAUUGAGCUGCUUUCGAAGCUAAGGCAUAGGCACUUGGUAUCCUUGAUAGGAUUCUGCGAUGACCAGAACGAAAUGAUUUUGGUGUACGAGUAUAUGGCCAACGGGACUCUCAGGAGUCACCUGUUUGGGAGUGACCUACCACCGCUAAGCUGGAAACAAAGACUCGAGAUUUGCAUUGGUGCUGCUCGGGGGCUGCAUUAUCUCCACACGGGAUCGGAGCGGGGCGUCAUUCACAGGGAUAUAAAGACGACCAACAUACUGUUGGACGAGAGCUUCGUAGCGAAAAUGGCGGAUUUCGGGUUGUCCAAAAGAGGCCCUUCUUUGGACCAUACACACGUGAGCACGGCGGUGAAAGGAAGCUUCGGGUACCUCGAUCCCGAGUACUUCAGGCGGCAGCAACUGACUGAAAAAUCCGAUGUUUACUCAUUCGGUGUCGUGUUAUUUGAAGUCGCGUGUGCACGAGCUGUGAUCAACCCGAGCUUGCCCAAGGAUCAGAUUAAUCUUGCGGAAUGGGCAAUGCGGUGGCAGAGACAAAGAUCACUAGAAACUAUCAUCGACCCACAACUCAAGGGGAAAUACUCUCCCGAGUCGUUGGUGAUGUUCGGUGAGAUUGCUGAGAAAUGCCUUGCUGACGAGGGGAAGGCCAGGCCAACAAUGGGAGAAGUUCUAUGGCACUUGGAGUACGUCCUACAAAAUCACGAGGCUUGGCUGCAGUCUAACGAUGGGGGAGACUCGGUCAUUGAUGUUCGUGAUCCCGAGACCUUAGAAGAGAAAGAACCCGAGAACAGCAAGGAUAGUUGUUUGGAGCAGAUGAACCAGCAAGCUUGAUAUCGGAAAGGUUGAGAGUAUGUUUGUUUUAGUGAAAGCAUCUUCACACUGUUUAAAUUCUUUCAUUCUUUUAUGUAUUUUAUGGUUUUGGGAGGAAAGAUUGUUAGAUUGGUUUUAUUUGAUUGUUUUGUAGCUUUAAAAUCUCUGAAAUGUCAUUGUGGUAAGUAUUUUGUGGCUUGCUAUA